Penicillium olsonii is the source of this 741-nucleotide messenger RNA. The record is from the annotation of a GenBank genome assembly. NCBI's taxonomy places the organism in Eukaryota, Fungi, Ascomycota, Eurotiomycetes, Eurotiales, Aspergillaceae.
AUGAGCAUGGCCAUGCGCAACUCACCGCUAGGCGGCCUCUCGUCGCGCCUCCUUAAAACACUGCACUUCUCCAACCAAUGCGUCCGAUCACUCCAUCAGAAAACUCCCCGACCCAUCCCAGCCCCGACUCCGUUCGUCCCUGAUGUUGAGACCUUUCUCAAGUUGAUUGGACGGGAGAUGUCCAAGCAAGCCAGCAAGAUUCCCAGCUGGGAGGACCUCUUCAACCUCAGCUCCAAUCAGCUCCGCCAAGCCGGUCUGGAACCUGCCCGUCAGCGACGAUACCUGAUCCGGAAGCGCGAGAAGUUCCGCAAUGGCGUGUACGGACCAGGAGGUGACCUGCACACCGUCGUGGACGGUGUCGCGCAAUUGCGAGUGGUCGAAGUGCCCGUGAGCGCUCGGGGCCUGACAUACGACGGCACACACGGGAUGGUGCGUACUUCCUCUGCAACACUGGCUCCCGGUAUGGCGAAAGUACUCGUGAACAUGGCCCCCGACGCCACCACAUAUCAGUACAACAAGACGGAUCUGAUCGCAAAAUUUGCUGGCAUGAAGAUUCACCAGGGAUCGCUUCCCAUGGGCCCAUACUUGCAGCCCUUGAAGGGGUCCAAGGGAACUGCCGCUCUCAUCUCUGCGGAGGAGGGCAUGUGGGAGGACAAGCGGGGACACAAGGUCGACGGUGGUGAGCGACGACGCAGAGAGGUGCAAAACAAGAAGAGACUGGAUGCGCGGAACAAGGCAUAA